Messenger RNA from Phytomonas sp. EM1, 1321 nucleotides. The record is from the annotation of a GenBank genome assembly. Lineage: Eukaryota; Euglenozoa; Kinetoplastea; Trypanosomatida; Trypanosomatidae.
AACAUUAUACGCUACAAAUACCUUCAUUGUAUUUAUCUUCAUUUUUUCAAUCUAUAAAAAGCUAAUCCAAAAAAAAUGGGCUGUUUCAAUUCCAAGGUGCUCAGUCCUGACGGUUUUUAUUGGUAUGGGCCAACAGAUUUCGAAUACAACACAAAGAAGGCCCUUUUUGAAAAGAGUAAUGGUCUUCUUUUUCGCCUUGUCAAUGAUGAGCGAAAACAGUGGGCGUUCUACAACGAUACCAAAGAGUACGACUUUAUUGUCACGACAACCUUUGGUCCUGAGUCUUCAAAUCUAAUCGCACUUGGCAAGACUAGUCUCAUGCUAAAUCAUGAUGGAACAUACACAUCCACCAAUGUCAUCCACCCAGGUUACACCGAGCCGUACAUUCAAGGAGAUAUAUCGGGUUUUGAUACCACCGUUGAGGCUGUGUUCUUGGACAACAAAACUUCGCAUAGAGUCCGUUAUGUGCCGACUGAUGUUGUUAGCCCUCGUGAUUAAAGAUACACCAUGCUCUAACCUAGGUAGUAGGGCCACUUACACGCAAACGGGUGCUACUACUAAUUGAUACAAAUGAUGGAUUACAUGGUGGCCAGGGAGAUUGUCUACAUAGGAAGCCCUCUUACAAAAAUUCUUAGAAACUCUUUGGUGCUCAUUUGCUACCACUCAGAAUCAUUUGUGUUGAUUGUAAAUGUAAGGUGAUUAGUAGUUUAUCUUGGUAAUAAUAUCGAAAAGUGGAGAUUUAGAUAUUUUUAUCAUUAAUGUUUAUUUUCCCGUAUUUAAUGAGCGUUUUUUUUUGACAAUAGAUAAAAAAGUGUAUUGGCUUUACCGCAGCAUUCAGUAUCAAAAUACUUGUGAGAUUCCUUUAAUUUUCUGGUUACGAUUGGUGCUCCAAAAAAGGAUUGCUUUCAAUACUUAUUUCUACAUAAAUAUGGCAAAGUAGUGUAAAUAGGUUCAAGGUGAAAACUCUGUUAUUGUAUUAUUCUUUACUUUUGAUUUGAAGUUAAAUCUCAGAUAUAGCUCAGCCUCUUAUUUUCAAGCAUUGUGUUAACAAUGCGAUAAAUAGUAAACUUUAUAGGUUAUGCUACUAUCUAACCCAUUUUAAGAUGUAUGAAACAAAGAUGUACUCAACGUUGGUAUCGUUUACCAGAAUAAAUGGGCGUAGCAUAAUAAGCAAAAAUUGAAAAGGCGUUAUUAUUUUCCUCCAUCUCUACUUUGAACUAUAAUAAACUCACGCUACCCUUUCUGCAUGCCGUCUUUUGCAACUCACAAAACGAUUGUUUUUAGUGGGACAGAAGGGCAUAGCAAACAGUAAAUGAACAAA